AUGACCUCAAAUAACACAGAUAGAGAGACAACCCUCUACUUGUACAAUCCAAGUCAUAUAUUACCAGCUGUCUUCGCCGCCCUAGUUGGAUUGUCUUUCCUCCUCCAUGUCUACCAAAACUAUCGCUAUCGAUUUUGGCGCGUCACCUUCUUCAUCUCCUGGGGUGGAGCCCUUUUCACCGCGGGCUGGAUUCUCCGCUGCAUAUCGAGUUACCAUCCAACAAACCUGAACUUGUAUAUCGCAUCAACGGUCUUCAUCUAUGUCGGCCCACCGGUGUACUCAGCCGCCGCAUAUAAUCUGAUUGGACGCCUCAUGAACUACUUACCUAUGCACGCGGUCCUCAACCCAAACCGUGUCCUCAUCUUCUUUGUCUAUGUGGGCGCUGCUGUAGAAGCAACUACGGUUGCAGGAGCAGCCAAGAAUGCAUCAGCCGGCUCUGAUUUGGACAAGUACAAAACCGGCGGGACGCUCGUCGCUGCGGGGCUUGUCCUCCAAGCAGUUGUUGAAUGCUGCGUGAUCGCUGUCGUUGCGACUGUCCACGUCCGCUGCUCUCGGGCACGAAUGCUCUCGCCAAACGUCCGUAUACUCUGCAUCACACUCUACGGCACAUCGACUCUUGUCUUGCUGCGCUGUAUCUUCCGUGCGGUCGAGUCAUUCAAGAAGUUUAGCGAUCUCGGCUGCCGGGAGAACUGUGGAACUAUUCUCAGCAACGAAUGGUAUCUGUAUGCAUUUGAGCUGGGCCCUAUGCUUUUAUAUACUUGGUGGCUUAACCUAAUGCAUCCUGGUCGGCAUCUACCUCGUGAAAAAGAACGCUAUCUGUGCCCUGAUGGUCGAACAGAGCGGAUGGGCCCCGGCUGGAUUGACCGUCGGUCUCAGUGGGAGACCUUUGCUGAUCCCUUGGAUUUGAAGGGGAUGCUCAAAGGCACACCUUCUCACGAGAAGUAUUGGCUACGACCGGAUGAAUGGCCUGUGUGCAAGGAGGGUAGCUUUGCUAUGGGGACUGCUACCAACAAGAGGAUUGCAUUUGAGGACGAAAGGGACCUUGCUCCGCUUAGUCCUUCUGUUUGA
Messenger RNA from Penicillium coprophilum, 1068 nucleotides. Its product is annotated as RTA1 domain-containing protein. The coding region runs from base 1 to 1068 and encodes 355 amino acids. Gene Ontology annotation, cellular component: membrane. Lineage: Eukaryota; Fungi; Ascomycota; Eurotiomycetes; Eurotiales; Aspergillaceae. The record is from RefSeq and is a predicted model, not a curated record. The transcript is spliced from 2 exons.